Molecule: messenger RNA, 972 nt
Organism: Naumovozyma dairenensis CBS 421
Lineage: Eukaryota; Fungi; Ascomycota; Saccharomycetes; Saccharomycetales; Saccharomycetaceae
Gene: RLP7
Product: Rlp7p
Exons: 1
Coding region: 1-972 (323 amino acids)
Biological process (GO): maturation of LSU-rRNA from tricistronic rRNA transcript (SSU-rRNA, 5.8S rRNA, LSU-rRNA)
Cellular component (GO): cytosolic large ribosomal subunit
Molecular function (GO): structural constituent of ribosome; RNA binding
Source: RefSeq, a predicted model, not a curated record
AUGUCAUCAUCAUCUACUAAACCAACACCAUUAAAUUCUACGCCAGAGAUUCUUCUUCGUAAGAGAAGAAAUGCUGAUAGAACCAGAUUGGAAAAGCAAGAAUUAACCAGAGAAAAGCAAGCCAAACAAAAGAAACUCAAAUCUCAAAAGAAAAACAGGUUCAUUAGAGCAGAAACAAUUGUUGCUACCACUCUAGCAACUACUAGAGAAAAGGAACGUAUUAAGAGAAUGUCUAUAUUAGAGACUAAGAAGGCUAAAAAUGAUGUCGAUAGAUUACCUUCUGAUAAAGAUUUCAUCUUAAAGAUUACGGAACGUCCUCAUAAAGAGACUGAAACCGAAGCUGAAACCCAAACCGUCGAAGAAGAAGAUGAAGAUGACAAUUUGAUCAAGGAAAAAAUUGAAUAUGAUGGGAAGGAUACUUUAUUAUUCGUUAUUAGAGUUAAGGGCCCCACCGCCGUUAAUUUACCUCAUAAAGUGUUCAAAAUUUUGUCCCUGUUAAGAUUAGAAGAACUUAACACUGGUGUUUUUGUUAAAUUGACCAAGAAUGUUUUCCCACUUUUGAAAUUAAUCUCUCCAUAUAUUAUAAUUGGUACCCCAUCUUUAAAUUCUAUCCGUUCAUUGAUCCAAAAGAGAAGUAGGAUACUUUAUACCGGUGCCAAAGGUGAUGAAGAACCACACUCCAUUGUCUUGAACGAUAAUAAUAUCAUUGAAGAUAAAUUGGGGGAACAAGGUAUCAUUUGUAUGGCAGAUAUUAUUCAUGAGAUUGCAACUUUGGGCGAAAACUUUCAAACUUGUAAUUUUUUCUUACAGCCAUUCAAAUUAAACAGAGAAGUCUCUGGUUUCAGCUCAUUAAAUAAAUUGAGAAAGAUUAAACAAAGAGAAAAUGAAUCAAAGAUCCGUCAAUUCUCCAAUGCCUCAACUGCUCCAAUCAUUCAAGUAGAUAUUGAUUCUUUAAUCGCCAAACUAAAUUAA